Penicillium antarcticum is the source of this 183-nucleotide messenger RNA. RefSeq lists its product as uncharacterized. The transcript has a single exon. The record is from RefSeq and is a predicted model, not a curated record. Bases 1 to 183 code for a protein of 60 amino acids. NCBI's taxonomy places the organism in Eukaryota, Fungi, Ascomycota, Eurotiomycetes, Eurotiales, Aspergillaceae.
AUGAUUGACAACAAAACACAAGAUACCAAAGAGGAGAGAGUUGCCAAGGGCGGAGAAUCUGAUAUCGCCCAGCCCCGCACUAACCGCUUCCGGACAGGCAAGCGAGCCCCUGAGGCCGUGCACUCGGCCAAAACAGGCCACCGCCGGCUGACAUUGCAACGUCAACCCAACCUCCAGCCGUGA